Messenger RNA from Motacilla alba alba, 1280 nucleotides. RefSeq names its product butyrophilin subfamily 2 member A2-like. Lineage: Eukaryota; Metazoa; Chordata; Aves; Passeriformes; Motacillidae. Gene Ontology annotation, molecular function: zinc ion binding. The record is from RefSeq and is a predicted model, not a curated record. The annotation marks the transcript as partial. The transcript is spliced from 5 exons.
UUGGAUUUCUUCCAGGAUCCUGUCAUGAUCCUCAGCUGUGGCCACAAUUUCUGCCGGCGCUGCCUGUUGCAUCUAGCCUCUGCUCUAGGUCAGCCUUCACAAAGCAUCAGUGGCUUCCGCCCCAGCUGGCAGCUGGCCAAUGUGGUGGCAGCCGUGCAGGAGCCGGCUCGGCUGCUGGCGCAGGAUCUGUGCCACAGGCACCAACGACCCGUCACUCUUUUCUGUCAGCAUGAUGGAGUCCUUGUCUGCACUGCCUGCAUGAGCAUCACGCCCACCCCACCGUGCUGCUCGAAGGGGCCGCUCGCUGCUACAGGACAUCUUGGAGUGUUCUCUGGAGAAAGACUCAGAGGGAGAGCAGCCAUGACCCUGGAUCCAGCCACAGCUCACCCCCAAAUCCUGGUAUCAUUGGAUGGCCAGACUGCAGGCCACUGGGAAUCAUCCCCAGCUCCUCUGCCCUUAGGAAUGGAGUGGUUUGAGUCCCUCUGCUGUGUUUUGGGUCAGCAGGACUUUGUGGAGGACUGGCUGCUUUGGUCUCAGCCCCAAAUGUGGGGUGUGGGCCGAGGGGCAGUGCUGGGGCAGCUGCAGGCUCUCACCUGGCCCAGCCCUACGUCUCUGCCCCACAGCCACACUGUCCAAUCCAUCGAGGUGGCUGUGGAUUACACUGGCGGGUGGGUGGCUUUCUGUGAUGCUUAUAGUCAGACUGAAGUUUUUGCCUUUCCCCCACCCACUUACGCAGGUGAGUGACUCUGGCCAGUGCUCUGGCUGGGCUAGGAGCCAGCUUUGCUCACCCUCUGUCCUUGAGUUCCCCAAAAAUCCACUAUGAACCUCCCAAGUGCAAACACUUCCACCACCCCAGCAAACACUCCACUCAACAACAAACAGCCCCACUCUCACUCCAGCCCCAUUUAAUUUUCCUUAUAAUAUCUAAUUUAGCAAUCAUAUUUCACUCUUUUGCUUCUCAGUGGGAAAACAGAAGUAUUUUUUGUUCCUUAGCUGUUUGUCAGUGGAAGCAUAGACCAGAAAAACAGGGAGAAUGUCCCUAAAAGAUUUUUAAAAAGUCACCUUGAGGAAGAAAAUGGGCUUUGCUGGUGUUGCAAGAUGUCUCAUAAUAAGGUUUUGCAAGUGGAAACUUUUCUUCUUAGGAUUUGUAGAGAAUUUAGGGGAAGUGGGUUAAAACCAUGUUUCAUAUCUCUGAGGAUCACUCAGGAUUGGGCCUUUCCAGGGCUUUGUAUUCACUGCCAGGAUGUAAGCAGGGAGAGAGACCACAGACAGAAUUUCAU